This is a messenger RNA of Pelmatolapia mariae (spotted tilapia), 1983 nucleotides long. It is a transcript of the gene rab40b, whose product is annotated as RAB40B, member RAS oncogene family. The record is from RefSeq and is a predicted model, not a curated record. Bases 229 to 1086 code for a protein of 285 amino acids. NCBI's taxonomy places the organism in Eukaryota, Metazoa, Chordata, Actinopteri, Cichliformes, Cichlidae. The transcript has 6 exons. Gene Ontology annotation, biological process: protein localization to plasma membrane; intracellular signal transduction. Gene Ontology annotation, cellular component: synaptic vesicle; endosome; plasma membrane. Gene Ontology annotation, molecular function: GTP binding; GTPase activity.
GGGGGGAGGCCAGAGAUCCGUGAGUUGCUCCUCAGUCCGGGAGCAGACCUGAAUCUGCGGAGGAUUUUUACCUUCGUGCGUAAAAGCGCGCCGAUGGCACAGCUGGACGCGCUCCGAGCAGCUCCUGAACACGCUCCAGUCUGAGUGCGGGGUCCUGGGGGGCGGAGAGGAGGAGGAAGCCUGCUCUCAUCUCAGGAUGGGACACCACAGCCGUCACCCGCCGCGAGCAUGAGCCACAGAAGCAGCCCGGCGCGCGCCUACGACUUUCUGCUCAAGUUCCUGCUGGUGGGCGACAGCGACGUGGGGAAGGGCGAGAUCCUGGCCAGCCUGCAGGACGGAGCCACCGAGUCCCCGUACGGCUACAACAUGGGAAUCGACUACAAGACGACCACCAUCCUCCUGGACGGGAGAAGAGUGAAGCUGCAGCUCUGGGACACGUCGGGGCAGGGCCGGUUCUGCACCAUAUUCCGAUCCUAUUCCAGAGGAGCACAGGGGGUCAUCCUGGUGUAUGACAUCACCAACCGCUGGUCGUUUGACGGCAUCGACAGGUGGAUCAAAGAGAUUGACGAGCAUGCCCCAGGAGUUCCUAAGAUCCUCGUUGGCAACCGUCUGCAUCUGGCCUACAAGCGUCAAGUGACCACGGAGCAGGCGCAGAUGUACGCCGAGAAACUGGGCGUCACCUUCUUCGAGGUCAGCCCGCUAUGCAACUUCAAUAUCACCGAGUCGUUCACGGAGCUCGCCCGAAUCGUGCUGAUGAGGCACGGCAUGGAGCGCCUGUGGAGGCCCAGUAAAGUGCUCAGUCUGCAGGACCUCUGCUGUCGCUCCAUCGUUUCCUGCACGCCGGUCCACCUGGUCGACAAGUUGCCCCUCCCACUGGCUCUGAAGUCUCACCUGAAGUCCUUCGCUAUGGCCAACGGCCUCAACGCCCGCAUGAUGCACGGACGCUCCUACUCCGUCACCGCCAGCGCCCACUACGGCGCCACCAAGAGGACUGGGGGGGCGCUGCUGAAAAAGCCCAAACUGAUCCGGGCGCCGCCCCUCAGCCCGUCGGCUCAGAGCUGCAGAAACAGCUGUAAAAUCUCCUAACGACAGUGAAGGCACCGCCUGCUCGAACAUUUGAAGAUGGCGGUUGGAAGUGAAGAAUCCCUCACCAGAACCUGAACCGCGCUUCAAACUUUGGUGUUUGGUGACUUUUGCUUUGCCACCUGUGAGCUGCAGGCAUCCAAUCAUAGGUGAGGUGACAUCACAUCGUUGGAAAACGACAGUGUCAGGAAAAACCCUCGGAGCACGUCAGCCCGAAGUCUGACAGUGUAACGUAAAGCUGCUCGAUACUCAGAAAACUGAGCGCGCGUUCUCAGCAGCCAAUCAGAGCUGCAGACGCUGAUUUAUUCUUCCUGCUUUCUUCUGGUUUUUGUUACUUUGGUAUUUUUUUAAUCUUUUUAAAUUUUUGAAACAGAUUUUUUUUUUUUAAUUUACAGAUUUUCUAAUUAAAAAAAACUUCCAGUCAGAUUUGUAAAAUUCAGAUUUCCUUCUUGAAUCGUUCAGAUGUGGUUUUUAGUUCCGACUCUUCUUCGUGAUGUGAUUUGAUCUGCGGGUGUGACAGUUUUCCACUCUGGGACUUUAUUCUUGGAAUUCUUCGGAGCCUCUGAUUUCAGACUUCAUGUUUGUAAGAUGAACUGAAACCGUGACCUUUGACACUUCCUGCGCCACAUUUCCACUUGAGCGCUGAGCUUAAAUAUGUUUCCUCACCUGGACUCACCUGUACAUAGAAGCACUUUGAAGCUGUACUUUUGCACAUCAUUCUUCUUCUUCAGACACACAAACUUUUUGUGUGCGAUAUUUGUACGUGUUGUAAAUACGCCUGUUUGAUAUGAAGCUGAGGAUGAUGAUGGUGAUGAUGAAGCUGACCCCUGCAGCACGCGCUCAGGAGGUGACUGUAAACCGUCAGUGUUUCAAUAAAGUUUGUCCACGUCACAGCGUGCA